Corticium candelabrum is the source of this 1928-nucleotide messenger RNA. RefSeq names its product serine/threonine-protein phosphatase 6 regulatory ankyrin repeat subunit A-like. Bases 78 to 1742 code for a protein of 554 amino acids. NCBI's taxonomy places the organism in Eukaryota, Metazoa, Porifera, Homoscleromorpha, Homosclerophorida, Plakinidae. The record is from RefSeq and is a predicted model, not a curated record. Gene Ontology annotation, molecular function: protein binding. The transcript is spliced from 2 exons.
GGUGUGUGUGUAUGUGUGUGUGUACACCGAAGAGAUUCGGUGUGAAGUAGUGUGACACAGCGAGGCGCGUGAUUUUGAUGAAACGUUUGUGGAAACGCUUGAAGCAGUCGAAGAAGGCGAAAAAGCAAUCGAGCGACGAUCUAAGGCGCGAAGCGAGCGAGAACGUCGAUGGUCCGUCGUCACUGAAAUCUCUCGCUUUGCGUCGCGUCUUACCGACACUAGACAACAAUGGCUCGAACGGCUUGUCGCCUCUUCACGUUUUGUGCGCGAGAGGUCGCGCUGACUGCUUGCAUUCGCUGCUGAAGCGGCGCAAGAACGCAAACUUGAAUGUGCCGGCAAGCCGCAGUGUGGUGAUCAAGAGAGAAGCGGCUGACGGCGACGAGUGGUUUAUUAGCUGGUGGUCGUUGGGGGAGCGAGAUGUCGGCGUGACGCCUCUCCAUCUCGCCGUGAUCGCUCGCAGUUUCGAGUGUGUGCGUCUGUUGUUGUGGCAUGGCGCCAAGGCGCAUGUGGUAGCCGGAAGUUACCAGGAAACGCCUCUGCAUUAUGCUUGUCUGUUGGGAGAUGUCGAGAUUGCUCGUAUGCUGUUGGAUCACGGAGCAAAGGUUAAUAACUGUCCGCAAGACGGCGAGGCGCCGAUUCAUUUCGCUCUCGCUCAUGAUCAUAGGGAUUGUGUUCAUUUGCUGCUUGAACGAGGAGCCGAUCCGAAUAUUCGUGCUCACUUUGGGGUUACUGCUCUUCAUCAUCGAUACCCGGGUAGGUGUGGAUGCUUUGCGUACGGUCUGGCUGGCGAUCGGAGAGGAGACGCUCCAUUGCAUUAUGCUGGGUUUCGAGGGGAAGGAGAAAUGGUUGAGCUGCUGCUGAGGAAUGGUGCAAAUGCCAAGCAGUUGGGAGGACGAAAACGUACGACGGUGCAUAGAGCGGCUGCCGGUGGCUCAAUGGCAGCUCUCUCAUUAUUAGUCGAGAGUAAUGCUCCGGUUAGUCUAUUCGACGAGGUCGGUCGUAGUCCUUUACAUUGUGCUCUAGAGGGAGGUCAUUACAAUUGUGCAAAGUAUCUCUUAGAGCACGGUGCCGAUCCGAAUGCGGUGAUGCUUAAGUCAACACGAUACGCUAGCCGCUCACCGCCACUCAUGUCUGCGCUUGGCAGUCGAAGAUCGACAGUCGAAUGUGUCGGGUUGUUGCUAUCAAAAGGUGCCAAUGUAAAUUUCCGACCCGUCAACGACUGUGGCAACCAUUCUCCUCUUCAUUUGGCUGUGAAAGUUCACGGUCCUGAUAUAUUACGACUCCUACUUGCGUCCGGUGCCGACGCGUCCUUCGUGUACGAAGACGGCAAAACCAUUUUGAUGGAAGCCUGCGAAUCUGUUUACUUUCAUAGCCCACAGAUCACAGCAGAGAAUAUCCGUCUGUUGGUGUAUAUGAAGGGAAUGGAUUUAGAUCAUCGUGAGAGCCGCAAGGGACGAACAGCAUUACACAUCUGUGCAAUGAACGGGUUGGUAGAUGCCGCUCGUGUGCUGCUAGAUGCCGGUGCUAAUCCAGGGAUCAUAAACCAAGAAGGACUAACACCGUACCAAGAAUGCAGGAACGACAAAACGAGAGCCAUUUUUCAAGAGUAUGCAGGAAAAGUCCGUUCGUUAGAGUUGCAGUGUCGAGUCUUCUUGCUUCGAAAUUUCACGGCUUGCAAGUUGGCAAAUGCUCCUCUACCGACCAGAAUGAAGAGCUCACUGCUGGCCAACUUGGCAGCAUAGACAUCAACCUGAAGAUAAUCAUUUACUAAAUUGAAACAGACUGAUUGAUAGAAUAAAAAGGAGGUUGUUAGUUUUGUGUGCAAUGUUCAUGCUGUUUGUGACUCAAAACCGAGUGAUUGGCAGCUAGUGUGUGUAGACAGGUUGUACAUACAGUGAAUGGUGAAUGAAGGAAUUUGUUAUUUGUUA